AUGACGAUGAUGGACCGGGAAGGACCAUGGUCCAUUUAUAGGAGCGGAAGUCGCUAUUUUUGUAUCCAAUAUCAGUGGAUCCCUAUUUCAACUUCGUUCCUGCCCUUCAGAUCCAUGGCAACUGGAACUUCUUCAUCGUCUUUACUUCCUAUUGAUGAAGAAGAUGAGAUAUUGAUGCUAUACGGGUCCGAAUCAGGUUGGGUUGAGGCCAAAACUCACUGUGAUCACCUGGCUUCUUUGUCAUCCGAUCUCACCCAUAUUCCAACUCCUGAUACUCCUUGCAACAGGUGCCAACAUCCAGUAGAGAACUGGCUAUGUUUGUGUUGCAAGGAGGUUCUUUGCAGUCGAUUUGUUAAUAAGCACAUGCUCGAGCAUUACAAGCUGGCCGAUCACUCUUUAGCCCUCAGCUUUAGUGAUCUAUCCGUAUGGUGUUUCUCCUGCAAUGCCUAUUUAGAUGCUCAAGUUAUAGUGCCGUUGCAGUCUGUUCAUUUCACUGCCUACGUACUGAAGUUUAAUGAGCCUCCACCAUCACGAGCAGUGGAGUGUGUACAUAUUACAGAUAACAGAGCAGACGGUUCUUCUACUUCUGGGAAGUAAUAUUUUCAUCUUCUCUUUGAUGCAUGUGAUGUUAGGCUGUUCAAAAAUUCUCUUCAAACUGAUUUCCCUAUAGGAAAAUGGUUUAGCGAAAACUAAUUUGGAUCGUGGCCUUUUUAUCUUGAUAUUGGCACAUUAACCUCUUAUUUCUGUGCUUCGUAAGCAAAAUAGUUUCUUGAGGUAUGCACCAUUUCGCGUAAGAAUAAGAACAAUGUAAAAUCUGUCUGAACUCUCAAGGAAAUAUAAUUGGAGUUUAGAAUUAUCUGGCUGCUGGUAAAAAUUGGGUUGCCCUCAAUUUUGGACAUCUUUGUUAAAGGAUUGGAAAAUUGGCUUUAAGAAGAGGUUAUUAAGUACUUGUGUAAAGUGGAUAUGAUUAUACUUUUCAAAAUUUCAAAGGGAUAAAGAAACGGAAAUUGAAGUGAGCUCAA
Molecule: messenger RNA, 1022 nt
Organism: Solanum stenotomum
Lineage: Eukaryota; Viridiplantae; Streptophyta; Magnoliopsida; Solanales; Solanaceae
Exons: 5
Coding region: 1-597 (198 amino acids)
Molecular function (GO): zinc ion binding
Source: RefSeq, a predicted model, not a curated record